AUGAGCAGCCCUGACGCGGCAAAGAGCAAGUUCUACGAUGAUCUACAUGCCCUCUUGGCGACUGUGCCGAAAACGGAUAAGUUGAUUGCCCUUGGUGACUUCGACGCCUGCGUCGGCACAGACUGCCGCAUGGAGAGGAGUGUUGGAUCACCAUGGUCUUGACGGCUCCAUUGACAAUGGCCUGCUCCUGAGAACCCGUGCAGAGCAUCGCCUCAUCCUGACCGACGCCUUCUUCCGCCUUCCAAAGCGUGAGAGGACUAUCUAGAUGCAUCCACGAUCGCGACAGUGACACCUUCUGGAGUAUGUCUUCAUUCCGAGGCGAUAACAACGGGACAUGCUGGUGGCAAACGCGAUACCGGGUGCUGAAGGGUGGACUGACCAUCGCCCUGUCAUCUCCAAGAUGAAGGUCCGCGUACAACCACGCGGGAGAGCUCAAGAUAAAUGACCACCAGGUAAGUUGAAUAUGAUUUGUUUCAUGUGCCUGUUCACCAUCUCCAUUUCAGCAACGAACUAGCCCUGCGGCCAGCCAACCUUCCAGUCGCCGCCGCCGGCGCUGACGAGAACGCUGCCGUGGAGAACCGAUUGGGCCAACCGAGAGACCGGAAAAGAAACCGCCAACUCUGCAACAACCACAGAAGAAUUUCGUUGUUGAACAUUGUCGGGAAAAAUCUUUUCUCGCACCCUUCUUAACCGCCUUAACAACCAUCUGGGUCAGGGUCUCCUGUCGGAGAGUAAGUGGGGCUUCCGUCAUCUUCGCGGACCGCCAACCAUAGGAGAAGUGUCAGGAUAUGCGUAUUAACCUAUGCUCCACCUUCGUGGAUCUGACGGGAGCCCUCGACACAGUGAACUGAGAAGGACUGGAAAAUAACGCAAAAUUUCGGCUGUCCCGAGUAAUUAAUUUAGAUGUGCGUCACGACGGCAUAGCGGCAAAAGUCACGGACAAUGGAGCUGUCUCAGAGGCAAUCGCGGUAGCCAACGGAGUGAAUCAGGGCUGCGUCCUCGCGCCUACCCUCUUCAGUCUCAUGUUCCCUGCCACGCUGAUGGACGCCUAUCGUGACGAACGCCCCGGGAUCUGCAUCGCCUACAGGACAGACGGCCAACUUCUCAAUCAGCGGCGGAUGCACUUGCAGUCGCGUGUAUCCGCAACAACUGUCCACGAACUUCUCUUCGCCGACGACUGCGCUCUCAACGCCACCUCCGGAGGGGACAUGCAAAGAAGCAUGGACCUCUUCGUCGCCGCCUGCAACAACUUCGGCCUGGUCAUCAACACGGAGGAGACGACGGUUAUGCGCCAUCCGUCACCCAACACUGCCUACACUGCACAUCAAAUCAACGUGAACGGGCCCCAGCUGCAAGCCGUGGAAACCUCCACUUAUCUUGAUAGCACCCUUUCUGGCAGCACCAAAAUCGACGAUGAAGUGGCGCGCCGAAUUUCAUAG
Molecule: messenger RNA, 1439 nt
Organism: Spirometra erinaceieuropaei
Lineage: Eukaryota; Metazoa; Platyhelminthes; Cestoda; Diphyllobothriidea; Diphyllobothriidae
Source: the annotation of a GenBank genome assembly